This is a messenger RNA of Hevea brasiliensis (rubber tree), 3135 nucleotides long. RefSeq lists its product as uncharacterized. The transcript has 7 exons. Lineage: Eukaryota; Viridiplantae; Streptophyta; Magnoliopsida; Malpighiales; Euphorbiaceae. The record is from RefSeq and is a predicted model, not a curated record. Bases 387 to 2876 code for a protein of 829 amino acids.
CAAACCUAAAUCCCACAAGUUUGGACAGUCGGCACUCUGCAAGGCUCCACCGGAUUCCCUCUCACUGUCAUCGCCAUCCUUUCCUCUCCAUCAGCCUCUCUCUGAGUCUUGCUUCUGCACCGUCGCAUCUGCACAGAAUCUAUCGGCCCUCAAGCUAGCCCCUGCUCCGCAAUCUCGCGGCCUGCCACUCAAUCUCGCCGCUGCUCGUUCACGCGUUGCCGCUUCUAACAGGAUCAUCCAAACUGUCUGCACUAAACCUUUUUUUUUUCUUUUCAAAGAAAACUGCACUAAACUUAGACUGGCCUACCCCUAUCUAUUCACUUUUCCCAACCGCAUCAGCUUCACUUUGAUUGCAAUUGCUCAUUCUUCUUAUCAGUAAUAGGAAGAUGGCUAGACAAGCUAAUAAUACCCUUUUCCUUGAAGAAUGGUUAAGGAGCAAUAGUGGAAGUACUUCUUGCAGUACCAGUAUCACCACAAGCCACUCUUCUUCUUUGUCUGCUCGGGCCAUCAUUCAAGCGUGGUCUGAGCUCAGAGACUCUCUUCAACAUCAAUCAUUCCUACCCAAUUAUCUUCAAGCUCUCAAAAUCCUUCUUCACUCUCAAACUUCCCUUCAUGUUGCUGACCCCCAAGCCAAGCUUCUCCUUUCCAUUUUAUCUUCUCAAAAUCUCUUGCUUCCUGUUGAAGCAUAUCCUUUGUUGUUGAGGCUUCUUUAUAUCUGGGUUAGGAAAUCGUUCAGACCCUCUUCAGUAGUUGUUGAUUCAGCAGUAGAGGUAUUAACUAAGGUUUUAGAUAGCAACUUUGAUGCUACGAGAAGCCCUGAGUUAUUUGCUGAAGGCGUUCUCCUUCUGGGUGCUUUUGCCUUUGUACCUUCUGCAUCAGAAUCCUCUAAGACAAUUUGCUUGGAGUUGCUUUGUAGACUGUUGGACAAAGAGUACAAGCUUAUUAGCUCAAUUCAUGAACUUAUUCCAGAUGUUCUUGCAGGGAUUGGUUAUGCUUUAUGUUCUUCUGUGAAUGCUUAUUACAUCAGGAUUUUGGAUGCACUAUUGGGAAUUUGGGGGAAGGAUGAUGGGCCACAAGGUAAUGUUUCUCAUGGGCUCAUGAUUUUGCAUUUGUUUGAUUGGAUUAUGUUUGGGUUCAUCAAAUCACAUUCAAAUGAGAAAUUGCAAAAGUUCUGUGAAGAGAUUUUAGAGACUCCAAAUCCAAAAUAUGUUCCUUUUGCUCUAGUCAUGGCCACAGCUGGUGCUCUAAGAGCUUUGAAUAGAUCAAUAUCAAGUGGCCACGACCUGCAGAUUAUUUCACGAUUAAGGAUUUCUGCAGAAAAUAGAAUAGAAUUUGUGGCGCAGGAUUUGAUUGCUAGCACAGGAGACUUUUCUGGUAUAGGAAAUGACGGCAAAACUAGUUUUCUACUACAAUGCAUUUCAUUAGCUUUGGCUCGAUGCGGAUCAGUGUCUUCCCGAGCUCCUCUGCUUAUAUCUCUUGCUUCAGCAUUGCUAGUGGAAGUAUUUCCCUUACAGCGUUUAUAUGCAAGAAUUCUUGAGUUAGCACAUGGCAAUUAUUCUAAAAUGAAUCCUAGUGAGGUAAAAGAACAUCUGGAUAGUGUUCCUUUUAAGGAAGCAGGGGCCAUAAGUGGUGUUUUCUGCAAUCAAUAUGUUUCUGCAGAUGAAGAGAACAAAGUGAUGGUGGAAAAUAUGAUAUGGCAUUUCUGCCAAGAUCUAUACUUGAGGCAUCGACAGGUGGCCUUGGUUCUUCGCGGCAAAGAGGAUGAAUUACUUAGCGAUAUUGAAAAAAUUGCUGAGUCUGCCUUUCUUAUGGUUGUGGUUUUUGCAUUGGCUGUUACGAAGCACAAGCUAAAUCCAAAAUUCUCCCCUGAAUCUCAGAUGGAGACAUCUGUUUCAAUUCUAGUUUCAUUCUCAUGUGUCGAGUAUUUUCGCCGGAUGCGAUUGCCAGAGUAUGUGGAAACAAUAAGGAGUGUGGUUGUGAGUGUACAGGAGAAUGAGAAUGCAUGCAACUCAUUUGUAGAAUCUAUGCCCUCUUAUGCUGAUUUGACAAAUCCUCAAGAACUGCUGACGAAAGUGGAAUAUAGAUGGUUCAAUGAUGAAGUGCAAACCGCCCGUAUUUUAUUUUACUUGCGGGUUAUUCCAACGUGUAUUGAACAAUUGCAUGGUCCAGUAUUUAGCAAGGUGGUAGCUCCAACUAUGUUCCUUAUAAUCAGAUAUAUGGGACAUCCAACCAGAAAAGUAGCUCAAGCUUCCCAUUCUUUAUUUGUGGCAUUUAUAUCUUCAAGGAAGGAUUCUAAUGAGAAUGAAAGAGCAUUAUUGAAGGAGCAACUAGCUUUCUAUUACCUGCAGAGAUCUUUAGAGGGAUAUCCUGGUAUUACUCCUUUUGAUGGUAUGGCUUCGGGAGUUACUGCAUUAGUUCGAAAUCUUCCUGCUGGAAGUCCAGCCACAUUUUAUUGUGUCCAUAAUCUUGUUGAAAAGGUGAACAUUCUCUGCAGUGAUGUUUCCACUAAGGAUACUGAUAUGUGGAAAAACUGGCAUGGAGACUCAGAACCUUGUAAGAAAAUCUUGGAGUUGUUGUUACGGCUUAUUUCGCUAGUUGAUGUACAAGUAUUACCAAACUUAAUGAAGUUGUCAGCACAACUGAUUGUCCAGUUACCUAAGGAUGGCCAGAAUGUUGUUCUCAAUGAGUUAUAUAAUCAGGUUGCUGAAUCUGAUGAUGUUACACGAAAGCCAACAUUAGUUUCAUGGGUGCAGUCAUUAUCUUACCUUUGUUCUGGAACAACAAGUACAACCUUUAGAGGCAAUAAAAGUGAAGAAAGUUCUGCUUUGCCUCUUCCAGAUCCAUCAAACAGGGACAGGAUAGAAGCACGGCUCUAAGUUGUUGAGGUGCACAUUUUGUAUUGCCUUGUGAAUUUUAUUUUUAUAACUUGAAGUCUUGUAGCUGAUGCUGCCUUGCUAGUAAACUUAACUUGAGAAUAAUCUUAGGGAGAAAUCAUGAAAUGAAAACAUUCACAUAAAAUUGGUCUUUGCCUCUAUUUAUUGUUUGUUUCAGUAAUCCAAUCAAUUGGACAAUGUAACUGUUAACUUUCAUUCUUCUUGCUGUAAAAGCUAAUAGAGAAAAGAAAAUUAAUUUUUA